CUUCCCGUACGGACACGUGUACAGGAACUAUUCGACCCGUAAAGCUGACAGUUUGAUGUCGGUCGACGUACAGUGUACACGCAAACCGCAUCGAACCAGCUAGCCACUUAACAGACAGAUCUCUUUGAAAUUUGUCAUACAAAAUUGUCAGCCAACGGUACAAGUUAAACGAACAGUUUCAUCUUUCACCUGUCUGGGCUUGUGGUCGAAACGGGAGGCCAUGGCAAACCAGAGACGAGCUCGGUGCGGACACCUCUGGACUGCAUCCCUUGCCCUCUGUGUGCUUCUCGUCGUGAAAGUGCACACGCGCCCGGCGAACAUGUCGGCGCUCAAAGACAAAAAUCAAGACAGCAAAGAGGAUAACGAAAUCCUGCCGCCGGACCAUCUCAAUGGAGUAAAGAUGGAAAUGGAUGGACACCUCAAUAAGGACUUUCAUCAGGAAGUGUUUUUGGGCAAGGACAUGGAAGAAUUCGAGGAAGACUCUGAACCUAGAAGAAACAGGAAGAAAUUAAUUGAUAUCUUUACAAAAGUGGAUUUCAAUAAGGACGGGAGCGUGAGCGCUAAAGAGAUGCAGCGCUGGAUCAUGCAAAAGACGGAGGAGCAUUUUCAGGAAGCUGUCAGAGAAAACAAAAACAGCUUCCGUGCUGUUGACCCAGAUGGAGAUGGACAUGUGACAUGGGAUGAGUACCGAGUAAAGUUUCUGGCUAGCAAAGGCUUCAAUGAGAAGGAAGUUGCUGAAAAGAUCAAGAACAAUGAGGAACUAAAGGUGGAUGAGGAAACCCAGGAGGUGCUGGAGAGUUUGAAGGACCGCUGGUUUCAGGCAGAUAACCCCCCUGCAGACCAGCUUCUGAACGAGGAGGAGUUCCUCUCCUUCCUCCACCCAGAGCACAGCCGCGGCAUGCUCAAGUACAUGGUCAAAGAGAUUGUCAGAGAUCUCGAUCAGGAUGGUGAUAAGAGGCUGACCCUGUCUGAGUUCAUCUCUCUGCCCAUGGGCACUGUGGAGAACCAGCAGGCUCAGGACAUCGAUGACGACUGGGUACGCGAGAGGAAGAAGGAGUUUGAGGACGUCAUCGACGCCAACCGCGAUGGCAUUGUGACCAUGGAAGAACUGGAGGAGUACAUGGAUCCCAUGAAUGAGUACAACGCCCUAAACGAAGCCAGGCAGAUGAUCGCCGUGGCCGAUGAGAACCAGAACCGUAACCUGGAGCUGGAGGAGAUCCUUAAGUACAGCGAGUACUUCACCGGGAGCAAGCUCAUGGACUACGCUCGCAACGUUCACGAGGAAUUCUGAGCGUCCUCUCUGCCUGGUCUGGAAAGGCACAACCUGGCCCAGCAGCCAAUCAGAGAGCCCUGGGGAAUCCCAGUAGGUCUGUGGGCUGAUAUGGCUGCCAGCAGACUGGAAUGACCAGUCUGUUUGUACAUAUAUUUAAGCUGUAAAAAAAACAACAAGUCCAGAAAAGUUAUCUCUGCCUCUCUCUGUAUCUAAGACCUACAAAGGCUGUUUGGGGGUUUGUCUUUGGUAAUGUCACAUGAUCUACCCCUUCUGCCACAGUCUGCCUUCUGUUUUCCGAUGCAAGCUUUUUUUUUUCCCCGUACAUGUACAUUGUAUCUGCUUUUAGUGCAUUCUAAAAAAGGCUAUGUCACUUUUCAUUUAAUCUGAAUAUAAUUUGAAUGUUAAUAAUUAUGGAAAUGUAUGUAUAUGAAGAAUUUAGAAUGGGAUGGGGGGCCAAUGGCUUUGUGGUUUCUAUAUAGUAUAGUGGGAGGAGGGGGGGCCGGUGGGCUCAAGCAGUUCAGCAGGGGACUAAUGUAAAUAAUUUUGCUCUAACAUAUAUACUGUAGGAGUUUAAAUGAGUUAGGGGUGAUAGUCUUUUGUGUUUUUGUUUUGUUUUAUUAUUGUUGUUUUUCUUUACAUGAAUUCACAUCUUCGGCUGUGGAACUGUCUCUCAAAAAGAUCAAAGGUUAGUCAGUUGUCUGUAACAUUAACAAACCAUUCAGGACAAAUGAUUCGAUUAGACCUGUGCAACUCACUCAUGUUUCUAAUUCACCUCAUAGCUAAACUAUUCUCAUUGAAGUGUCCUUCACCCUUUUCUCCCUUUUCCCUCCGUCCUGUCCAACUGCCCUCCUGGAGCCUGUAUGUGGCUACAUUUAAGGGUCUGGAUUAAUACAUAUUUAAGGCCUUUUGAGGCUGAUAAUAAGAUUUUUCAUUGUUGUAAAUACUAUAUUUUUUGUCAAAGUUAGGAAUGAUUUUAAUUGAUUUUGAUGUAUUGCCAUCAGUGUGCUGAAACCCUCACAGGUCUAGGUUAUUCAAAUCCAUUCAUAUUUUGUUUUUUAGGAGACAAAAACAAAAAAAUAGACAAUCUUGCAGUGAUGCCAUAUCAGAAGUUAGAGGUCCUUUAUUAUACAUAGAAAAGACGAGUUUAUUUAUUUAAUAUUUAUAAUUCAGCAUCCAAAUGUGAGCGGCUCUGUGUUGAGAGCAUAUCAUUAGUGAGCGGUGAUGUUGUUCUCUCUUCAGAGCUGCACUGAGCGUUAAAUCAGGGACCAUGGGUCUUUUACUCUCCGUUCAUUAUGUAUGGUAUUAUAAAUGUUACAGAGAAGUGGAUUAUAAACUAGAUGACUGUGUGAGAGGAUGUUGUGUGAAUUUGGAAUGAGUGACAGUAAUGUGGUGGUACUAUCCUCAGUGCUGUCUUGUGUUAUUGAUUUUCAUUAAAGAGAUGUGCUCCUUAACUGAA
Molecule: messenger RNA, 2729 nt
Organism: Chanos chanos (milkfish)
Lineage: Eukaryota; Metazoa; Chordata; Actinopteri; Gonorynchiformes; Chanidae
Gene: sdf4
Product: stromal cell derived factor 4
Exons: 7
Coding region: 221-1291 (356 amino acids)
Biological process (GO): calcium-ion regulated exocytosis
Cellular component (GO): endoplasmic reticulum
Molecular function (GO): calcium ion binding
Source: RefSeq, a predicted model, not a curated record